AGAAAUAGGGCAGCCGCGGCAGCGGUGGCACAGCGGCGGGCGGCGGAGGCUCAGAGAGCUGGAGCUUGGACUGUCUCUAGCACGCCGGGGGACCAGCCGACAGCCGGAGACGACCCAGCGGAGGACGCGGGGUCCGGGUCGCCGCCUCUGUCGCCGCCACGGGGCGCUACCUCCCUUACACCCGAGUCCGGCCACCUGGUCUUUCCCUCGGCCCCGGCCGCCGUAGACUGGACAAAAUGAAACCAGGAGGCUUCUGGCCACAUCUUGCCCUACUUGGGGUCUCCCUGCCGGCCGUGCUGGGAUGGAUGAACCAAGGAGCCAGCAGAAGUCCGAAUAUGGUUCCCGGAGAGUCACAGGCAGAGGAAAUCAGAGGCUUUGAAGUCACAAGAAGAGAAGGUCUCCCCAGCCCUGGGCUGUCAGCGUCCUGUGGGAAGAAAGUCUGCAGCCACGGGAGCAGGUGCUUGCUCAAUAGGACGACAGGGCAGCCCUCGUGCCAGUGUCUGGAGGUGUGCAGGCCCCGCUACAUGCCCGUGUGCGGCUCCGACGGGAGGCUCUACGGGAACCACUGUGAGCUUCGCCGUGCAGCCUGCCUGCUGGGCAAGCGAAUUGUCAGGGUACACAGCAAGGACUGCUUCCUCAAAGGAGACAUGUGCACCAUGGCUGGCCAUGCUCAUCUCAAAAAUGUCCUCCUGGCCCUCCAGAGCCGCAGACAGCCGCUCCCACAAGGAACCCCCGGGCAAAGCCUCGCCUCCCAGAAGCGCCUCUUGGUGGAGUCCCUGUUUAAGGACUUGGACACCGAUGGCAGUGGGCACCUCAGCAGCUUGGAGCUGGCUCAGUACGUGCUAAAGGAGCAGGACAUGGACGGUUCGCUGUACAGAUGCGUCCCCGGCGACCUCCUGCGAUUUGAUGACUAUAAUAACGAUGGCUCCUUGACCCUUGGAGAGUUCUACACAGCCUUCCAGGUGAUUCAACUGAGCCUCGCCCCUGAGGACAAGGUCAGUGUGACCACCGUGACCGUGGGCCUGAGCACGGUGCUGACCUGCGCUAUUCGUGGAGACCUGAGGCCACCAGUCAUCUGGAAACGCAACGGGCUCACUCUGAGCUUCCUAGGCCUGGAGGACAUCAAUGACUUUGGCGAGGAUGGUUCCCUGUACAUCACCAAGGUGACCACAGUCCACAUGGGCAACUACACCUGCCAUGCCUUGGGCCAUGAGCAGCUGGUCCAGACCCACGUCCUGCAGGUGAAUGUGCCACCAGUCAUCCGUGUCUAUCCAGAGACCCAGGCACAAGAACCUGGGGUGGCAGCCAGCCUUCGGUGCCAUGCUGAGGGCAUCCCCCUGCCCAGAAUCAUUUGGCUGAAAAACGGCAUGGAUGUCUCAACCCAGACAUCCAAACAGCUCUCCCUCUUAGCCAAUGGAAGCGAGCUCCACAUCGGCAGUGUUCGCUAUGAAGACACCGGGGCGUAUACCUGCAUUGCCAAGAAUGAAGUGGGUGUGGAUGAAGAUAUCUCAUCACUCUUCAUUGAGGACUCUGCUAGGAAGACACUGGCAAACAUCUUGUGGCGGGAAGAAGGCCUCAGCGUGGGAAACAUGUUCUAUGUCUUCGCCGACGAUGGCAUCGCUGUCAUCCACCCUGUGGACUGUGAGGUCCAGAGACGCUUGAAACCUACAGAGAAGAUCUUCAUGAGUUAUGAAGACAUCUGUCCUCAUGUGGAAGGAGAUGCUACCCAACCAUGCCAAUGGGCCUCUGCAGUCAACGUCAGGAACCGGUACAUCUACGUGGCCCAGCCAGCACUGAACAGAGUCCUCGUGGUCGACGUUCAAGCCCAGAAGGUCUUACAGUCCAUAGGUGUGGACCCUCUGCCAGCUAAGCUGUCCUAUGACAAGUCACAUGACCAAGUGUGGGUCCUGAGCUGGGGAGACAUGCACAAGUCCCAACCAAGCCUACAGGUGAUCACAGAAGCCAGCACCGGCCAAGGUCAGCACCUCAUCCGAACACCGUUUGCAGGAGUGGACAAUUUCUUUAUACCGCCAACGAAUCUCAUCAUCAACCAUAUCAGGUUUGGCUUCAUCUUCAACAAGACUGACCCCGCUGUCCACAAAGUUGACCUGGAAACUCUGAUGGCACUGAAGACAAUCAGCCUACGUCACUACGGCUGCAUGCCUCAGGCCAUGGCACACACCCACCUCGGCGGCUACUUCUUCGUGCAGUGUCAACAGGACACCCCUACCUCCACUGGUCCACAGCUGCUCAUUGACAGUGUCACAGACUCAGUGCUAGGCCCCAACAGUGAUAUCACAGGCACCCCCCACGUGUCCCCUGACGGACGCUUCAUCGUCAGUGUCUCCAGCAAGGACCCCUGGCUGCACGUGCAGGAGGUCACAGUGCGCGGGGAAAUCCAGACACUAUAUGACCUAAAAAUAAACCCAGGUGUCUCUGACUUGGCAUUCCAGCAUUCCUUCACAGAAGGUAGUCAGUACAAUGCCUAUGCCACUCUCGACAAGGAGCCAGACCUGCUGUUCCUGGAGCUGUCCACUGGGAAGAUGGGCAGGCUGAAGAACUUAAAGGAGCCACCCAGAGGGCCAGCCCCACCCUGGGGUGGACCCCGAAGAGUCCUGAGAGACAGCGGGCUCUUUGGACAGUACCUCCUCACACCAGCUCAAGAGUCACUGUUCCUGGUCAACGGGAGACAAAACGCCCUGAGAUGCGAGGUUUCGGGCAUAAAGGGUGCGGCCACAGUGGUAUGGGUUGGGGAGGUAUGAAAGGGUCUGAUGAAGAACCACCCUUGUCCUGACUCUGCAGCCCCAACCAGGCGCGCUGUACAUUUUCACAGACAAAAAAAAAAAGUACAAAAAUACAAAAAAACAAAAAAACAAAAACAAACAAACAAAAAAAAAAAAAAAACAAGCCAAACCCUGUACUUCGCUUUGUGGUUCAACACUGAUCUCCGUGCCAAGUUCCCUAGUAUAAGGUAUGCGCUGCAACCAAGAUUGGGCGGUCUUCAUCCAGAAGUAUGAUUUAAUACCGUGAGCUAUGACGAGAACACACGCAGCUGUGUGCAGGAAGGUCAUCUCCGUGCCCGGUUGCACACCGUGUUGCCUGGGGACACCACAGAACCGAGGGGGCCUGCUGUCCAAGCUGACACUUCUGUCAGUCGCCUUCACGUAGUCAUUAUCGUAACCUGCCAGCCCCAGCCAGUCUGUGCCCUGAAGGAGUGGCCUGAGCAGCAGGCUGUCCCUCUCAGUGAGCGAACGUACCCUGCCUGGGAACCUCACUUACACCAUUGAUUGCAGAUGCUAUUUGCUUGCUUUCCAGUCUGAAUGCUGAAUCCAUGA
Molecule: messenger RNA, 3335 nt
Organism: Mus pahari (shrew mouse)
Lineage: Eukaryota; Metazoa; Chordata; Mammalia; Rodentia; Muridae
Gene: Fstl4
Product: follistatin like 4
Exons: 16
Coding region: 237-2762 (841 amino acids)
Biological process (GO): regulation of BMP signaling pathway; cell differentiation; multicellular organism development
Molecular function (GO): protein binding; calcium ion binding
Source: RefSeq, a predicted model, not a curated record